AUGACAGCGUCCGAUCGUGUUGUAAUAGCUAUAGAUAGAGGAGGAACCUUCACAGAUGUGAUAUACAAAUACAAAGGAAUUGAGAAAACAUUCAAGUUAUUAUCUGUUGACCCUUCAAAUUAUCAAGAUUCCAAUAUUGAAGGAAUCAGAAGAGUGUUAGAAAAAGUAACCGAUAGGAAAAUACCUAGGGGUAGUCAAUUGGAUACGUCUAUAGUUUCAUCUAUUAGACUUGGGACUACAGUUGCGACUAAUGCUCUUUUGGAAAGGAAAGGUGCAAGAUGUGCGUUGGUAACUACUAAAGGGUUUAAGGAUUUACUUCAUAUUGGUGAUCAAUCGAGACCAGACUUAUUUGCGCUUGAUAUAACUAAGCCAGGUGUUCUUUACGAAAAAGUUAUCGAAGCGGAAGAACGUGUUACUCUUCCAGCAUUCACAGUUGAUCCAAAUAGGUAUGACUGUCAAGAUCUCUUUGACGGUGAAAAAUAUGUUAGAGGUCAAACGAAAGAAAUAUUCGAAAUUUUGGAGCCAUUGGAUGAAGUAAAACUUCGAGAAGAAUUGUCACUUUUGAAAAAAGAUGGAAUUGAUUCCAUUGCGAUUGUUUUCAUCCAUGGGUUUAAUUUUCAAGCUCAUGAAAAAGCUGCUGGUAAAAUAGCUCAAGAACUUGGAUUUCGAAAUAUUUCUUUAUCUCAUAAAGUUCUUCCAGUUAUAAAAGCUGUUACUAGGGGGCACUCCACCACCGUGGAUGCAUAUUUAACACCAAUUGUAAAAGAGUAUAUUUCUAAUUUUUUAAGCGGAUUGAAACCUGACUAUAAUGAUCAUACAAAAAUCGAAUUUAUGCAAUCUGACGGUGGAUUAUGUUCUUAUGAGAAGUUUUCAGGGCUUCGGUCGUUAUUAUCAGGUCCUGCUGGUGGCGUUGUCGGCCAGGCUAUGACUUGUUACGACCAAAAUAACAAAAUUCCCGUAAUUGGCUUCGAUAUGGGUGGAACUUCUACUGAUGUUUCACGUUAUGCUGGGGAUUUUGAGUUUUCAUUUGAAAGUAUAACGGCAGGUAUUAAAAUAGCAGCUCCUCAAAUUGACGUGAAUACUGUUGCAGCUGGUGGUGGAUCUAUAUUAUUUUAUAGGAAUGGGACGUUUUUUGUGGGUCCUGAGUCUGCCAGCGCUCAUCCAGGUCCAGCUUGCUACAGAAAGGGUGGACCUCUUACAAUAACCGAUGCAAAUCUUUUUAUAGGAAGAUUAUUGCCAAAGUACUUUCCACAUAUCUUCGGUGAUGCUGAGGAUCAACCUCUUGAUUUCGAAGUAACCAAACAGAAGUUUGAGGCAUUAACGAAAGUUAUUAAUAGGGAGAAUCCAGAUUCCCCCAAAACCCCCCAAGGAGUCGCUCUUGGGUUUCUCGAAGUUGCUAAUUUUCAAAUGGCUAAACCUAUCAGGGAACUUACAGGGUCUAAAGGCCACGAUAUAUCUGGUCAUUCAUUGGCGUCCUUUGGUGGUGCUGGUGGUCAACAUGCUGCAUCAAUUGCCCAAUUAUUGAAAAUUAAUCGCAUAUUAAUACAUAAACACUCUUCAAUAUUAUCAGCUUACGGUAUAUUAGUUGCUGACCUAGUUAGUGAAAAACAGCAGCCUUGUUCUGAAAUUAUUGAUUCCCAGUCAGUCAAUAUAUUGCUUAAAAAAUGUGAUAAAUUAAAAGAGGAAGCUAUCGAGGAGCUCCUUAUGGAAUCUGUUGCCCCAAGUACGAUUAGUUGUAAAUUAUAUUUUAAUAUGGGCUAUGAGGGUUCUGAUACCCGCUUUAUGGUUCUUCAGCCAGAGAUGAACCAAUUUUUAGAACUCUUCUAUGAAAUUCACCAACGUGAACUUGGCUUCAACGAUAGAAGUCGAAAUGUAAUUGUAUCAGAUAUACGAGUUAGAGUAACUGGAAAUACGGCUGACAAUGAAAGAGAAAUUUCUCCUUAUGAUGAGCUCGAAUCUACAGAAAUUACAGAAGUCUCUAAGAAUAAGGCAGAGGAAACAGUGUUAAUAUAUUUUGAAGGAGGAUAUCAAAAUUCAGAAGUAUAUUUCUUAGAAAAUUUAACUACGGGUUCGGUUGUAAAUGGCCCUGCAUUAAUAUUAGAUUCAACACAGACAAUCCUAGUAUCCCCACAAUGCCAGGCUACUGUUUUGUCCAGACAUAUAGUAAUGGAUUUGAAGCUGAAUAAAAUUGAAUGCAUAAGUUCUAAGGUUGUUGAUCCUAUUAAAUUGGCAAUCUUCGCAAACAGAUUUAUGUCUAUAGCAGACGACAUGUCAAGAACAUUGCAAAAGAUUUCGGUAAGUGCUAAUAUUAAGGAAAGAAUGGAUUAUUCGUGUGCACUAUUUGAUAAUGAAGGUAAUUUAACUGCAAAUGCUCCGAAUGUACCAGUGCAUUUGGGAUCAAUGUCGUCUGCCAUAAGGUAUCAGUUGGAAUAUUGGAAAGAUGAUUUACACGAAGGCGAUAUACUUUGUACUAAUUCUCCGAGUGUUGGCGGAACUCACUUACCAGACUUAACUAUAAUCUCACCUGUAUUUUAUGAUUCGAAGCUUCAGUUUGUUGUUGCAUCAAGGGCCCAUCAUUCAGAGAUUGGAGGAUCUGCUCCUGGAUCAUCAUCAUCUUAUGCGAGGGAUAUUGUCGACGAAGGUGUUAAUAUCAAGACCUGGAAGAUUGUUCAGAAUGGCAAAUUUGAUGAUGAUGGAUUGUUGAAGCAUUUUGUUGAAGAACCUAAAUCACAUGGUGUAUGCGGUACAAGGAAUAUAGAUGAUAAUAUCUCUGACUUGAAGGCACAAAUUGCAGCGAAUCAAAGAGGAAUAAAUUUAUUAUUAGAACUUUUUAAAGAAUAUGGAAGUGACGUAGUAUUAUUCUAUAUGAGAAGUGUUAAGAAGACUGCUGAAUUAGCAGUGAGAAGUUUCUUUAAAGAUUUUUUUCAGCAAAAUAGAGAUAAGAUUCCCUUAAAGGCUGAAGAUUACUUAGAUGAUGGCUCAAAAAUCUGCGUUUCUAUUGAUGUGGACGGUGACGAUGGUUCGGCUUCUUUUGAUUUUACGGGAACUUCUCUAGAGUCAUAUUCGAAUCUCAAUGCUCCGAAAUCGGUGACGUAUUCGGCUGUGAUAUAUGUAUUGAGAUGCUUGAUAAGUUUAGAUAUACCUCUUAAUCAAGGAUGUUUGAAUCCCUGUACACUCUAUGUUCCUGAAAACACGCUUAUUAACCCUAGUGAGUUUGCAGCUGUAUGUGCUGGUAAUGGAAUGACUUCACAGAGAACCACUGAUGUUUUAUUUAAAGCUUUUGGUGUAACUUCAGCUACUGGUGGCUGCAUGAAUGGUAUAAAUUUCGGUACAGGAGGCGAAAACGAAAAAGGCGAACUUAUAAAAGGAUUCGGUUAUACUGAAACUAUUGGUCAAGGAAGUUGUGCUGGAAUAAUAGAAAAGGAUGGUAAGAGAGUAGGAUUUGAUGGUUUUUCUGGUACACAAACAAAUAUGACAAAUACCAGGAUUACUGAUCCCGAAGUAUUGGAACAAAGAUACCCAUGUCUAUUACGUACAUUUACUAUCAGGCAAAAUAGUGGUGGCAAGGGGAAGUGGAACGGAGGUAAUGGAUUAAUACGGGAGAUUCAAUUCAACUCACCUGUUCAUGUAUCUUUAGUGACUCAGCGCCGAGUUUAUUCACCUUGGGGAAUAUAUGGAGGUGAAUGCGGUAAAAAGGGAGAAAAUUACCUUGGAAGGAAUAGAUCUAAUGGAAUAAUCCAAUGGAUACAUCUACCAUCUCUUGCUGAAAUAGAAAUAAGGAAAUGCGAUAUUUUACGCAUAUUGACACCAGGCGGUGGAGGUUUUGGAAAACCAGCGGACUCUGAUGAGUAUUGGAGAAUUGGUGAUUGUUCACCAAACUCAUUUGAACACAUUCCUCUUUCAUUAGGAUCUGUCGGAUCAUUAAAAGAGGGUUCAAACACUUCUCAAUGA
Messenger RNA from Debaryomyces hansenii CBS767, 3951 nucleotides. RefSeq names its product DEHA2A02706p. NCBI's taxonomy places the organism in Eukaryota, Fungi, Ascomycota, Pichiomycetes, Serinales, Debaryomycetaceae. Gene Ontology annotation, cellular component: cytosol. The coding region runs from base 1 to 3951 and encodes 1316 amino acids. The transcript has a single exon. The record is from RefSeq and is a predicted model, not a curated record. Gene Ontology annotation, molecular function: 5-oxoprolinase (ATP-hydrolyzing) activity. Gene Ontology annotation, biological process: glutathione metabolic process.